Messenger RNA from Aegilops tauschii subsp. strangulata, 1339 nucleotides. The record is from RefSeq and is a predicted model, not a curated record. NCBI's taxonomy places the organism in Eukaryota, Viridiplantae, Streptophyta, Magnoliopsida, Poales, Poaceae.
CGGCGGUUUUCUUUCCCUGGCCAGCCUACUCAUCCCCUUCCGGUGGUAGAUGUUCGGAGCGGCGAUUCGCCAUGGAUUGCCUCGAGUUCUUCUUCGAGGAAGCAAAAUCAGGAUUGGUUCCUAGGGUGGGCUGCGGAAUCGAUGUUGUGGAGUCUAUGGUUACUUCCAUCAAUGAAGCUCGCGGGGCGGUCCUCUGAUCUAAUCUCUUCUGAACCCGUGGAUGGCGGGAGCGUCAAGGAGCAGUUCGGAUGGGUGGACGGGAGUGGUGCCUCUCAUCAACUCAAAGGGCCCCUGCUGGACUCGACGUGUUAGGAUUGGCAAGGCGUCAGAAGAGAGGGAUACCAAACCAAGCAGAGUCCCUGCCCUUGAGGCUUCAAUGCAAGCUUAUGCAGACACCAAGGUCGGCACUGUUGUUAAUCCGGCGCUCGGAACUAGCUUUGACACAGUUGAAGGAGCAUAUGAGUUUUACAACUUAUACUCCUGGGAGACUGGCUUCGGCGUCAGGUAUGACAAAAGCAGGCUGAACAUCCAUCGGAUAAAAUGCAUGCAGGAGUUUGUGUGCGCAUGCGCGGGUAAACCAUUGCAAUCAAACAGCCGCUCGACAAGGUGUGGAUCUGGCGCGUUGAUGCGAGUGCUUAGAUCUGAUGAUAAGGGGUGGUACAUAUGUGAACACAAAACAGAGCAUAACCAUGCACUCUUAGUUAACUGUAUGGAAAAGCUGCACUAGAAAUCGCACCGGCACAUAGAUAGAUAUACCAGAGACUUAGUGAAACAACCAAGAGAAAACAAUAUAAGCCUGAGCAAGGUUUACAGUGUGGUGGGCAGUUUUUUUGGAUCUGUGAAGGAGGUGCCAUUCACAAAGAGAUCUCUCAAGACUCUUUGUGGGAAACUUAACAGAGAGCAAUCAGAAAAUGAUGCCACAAAAAAAUAGAGGUGUUCAACGCAAUGCAGGGCUGAAGAUUCUGAGUUUAAAUACAAUGUGCAGGUUGAUAUUGAUGGUCGAGUCAAAGACUUUGAUGUGGAUAACAGGGAGAAGCAUAGAGCAGUUUAAGUGUUUUGGCGAUGCUGUCACGUUUGAUACAACAUGCAAAACUAAUCUAUAUGACAUGCCAUUCGGUCUUUUUGUCGGUGUCAACAAUCACUUCCAAAGCAUUAUUUUUGGUGGUGUGCUGAUGAACGAUGAGAAAAUCGACACUUUCAACUGGAUAUUUACAGAGUUCUUCCAGAUGGUAGGAGCUCCACGGCCACGGACAAUCCUCACAUGUAUUUAAAAAAUGUUCCCUUCUAGUUGUGACUAUUGAUCUUUUAUUAAAGCAUGUUGUGAAUAUUUUUUCCCCUG